Messenger RNA from Linum trigynum, 681 nucleotides. Lineage: Eukaryota; Viridiplantae; Streptophyta; Magnoliopsida; Malpighiales; Linaceae. The record is from the annotation of a GenBank genome assembly.
AUGGGUAGGUCUUGGUUUGUUGGCGGGGCUUUGAAUCAUUUCAUUGUCGCUGCUGCUGUGCUUUUGGUGGUGGUUUUGAGCAAUGUGGAAGCCUACCCAGCCGAGGAUCUGGUUGUGAACUUGCCCGGCCAGCCAAAAGUUGGGUUCAGGCAGUUUGCUGGUUAUAUUGACAUCGACGUCAAGACUGGGAAGAGCCUGUUUUAUUACUUUGUUGAAGCCCAGUCCACUCCUCUGAGCAAGCCACUCAGUCUCUGGCUCAAUGGAGGACCGGGAUGCUCCUCCAUGGGUGGAGGUGCGUUCACAGAAUUGGGACCCUUCUAUCCAAGGGGUGAUGGCAGAAGCCUAAGAAUAAACAGAAUGUCAUGGAACAGAGCAUCAAAUCUCCUCUUCGUUGAAUCCCCUGCUGGAGUGGGAUGGUCUUACUCGAACACCAGUUCUGAUUAUAAGAUAGGAGAUGCCGCCACUGCCAUGGAUAUGCGCGUAUUCUUGAUCAAAUGGUUGGCUAAGUUCCCGGAGUACAAGUCCUUACCAUUUUUUCUCACAGGAGAAAGCUACGCAGGACAUUAUAUCCCUCAAUUGGCUGACCUCCUUCUUGAACACAAUGCUCACUCCAACGGCUUCAAGUUCAUCUUUGGUUUCUUUACUCCGGAAACUAAUUGUUUUCAAUUGCCAAAUGACUAG